AUUGGCUGCGACGCGCGGCUCAGGGCGCCGCCAGCCGGUGGGUGCGAUGUAGCGGCGGGUCGGGCCCGGGGAGAGGCGCCGGGGCCGGGCCCGGGGCGGGGGUGAUGCCGUGUCCCCUCCGCCGUGUCCCGCGUCCCCUCCGCCGUGUUCCGCGUCCCCUCCGCCGUGUCCCGCGUCCCCUCCGCCGUGUCCCGCGUCCCCUCCGCCGUGCGAGGCCCCGGCUGGCACCGGGCGGGGCGGCGGGCAGGCCGAGCCCCGCCGUCGGGCUGGAUCGGCUAAGCCCCGCGCGGCUGCAGGGCCUCCACGCGUGACACAGGGACGGGGCCGGAGGCUCCAGCAGGCGUGAUGCGGGGACGGUGGCAGCGCUGUGCGGUGUGACACCGGAACGGCUGCAGGACCCGUGCAGCCUGGCGCUGGAGCGGUGGUGGCUGUAGCGCCGUGGGACCGGCACGCCGUGACACCGGCUCCCCGCAGGGCGCCGGCCAUGGAGCCGGGCACCAUCGACAACCUCUCCAUCCUGUACCAGAGCUCCGAUUUCAUCGUGGUCAACAAGCACUGGGACAUCCGCAUCGACAGCAAGAUGUGGUACGAAACGCUGACCCUGCAGAGCCAGCUCAAGUACCGCUUCCCCGAGCUGGCCGACCCCGACACCUACUACGGCUUCAGGUUCUGCCACCAGCUCGACUUCUCCACCAGCGGGGCCCUGUGCGUCGCGCUCAACAAAGCGGCGGCGGGAAGCGCCUACAAGUGUUUUAAAGACCGGCUGGUGACUAAAGCGUAUCUAGCCCUGGUCAGGGGCCACGUCGCCCGGAGCCGCAUGACGAUCCGCUACGCCAUAGGGAAGAACACGACGGAGGGCAUGACCCACAUGAUGUGCAUCGACGGGACGGAGGGCUGUGAAAAUCCCAAGCCUUGCCAGUCAGAGCUGAUCGUGCUCGAGCACGGGUCCUACAGCGGAGACCCCGUAACUAAAGUGCUGCUGCAGCCGCUGACAGGUCGGACUCACCAGCUCCGGGUUCACUGCAGCGCCGUCGGCCACCCCAUCGUGGGGGACUUCACCUACAGCCACAAGAAGGACAGCAGUCCCUAUAGGAUGAUGCUCCACGCCUACUACCUGCGCAUCCCCACCGGCAAGGAGCUCAUCGAGGUCUGCGCGCCCGACCCCUUCGUCACCGCCAUGGACAGCAACUGGGUGCCCCAGCGCGUCACUCACCGGCUGGAUGAGACCAUCCAAGAGCUGAAGGACAAGAUGGUGCAGAAAGGGGAAGAGGAGGAAAGCCGGGACGCCGCGCUUGGUGGUGGAGGGGAAGAGGCACUGAGCGAAGCCAAGAGCCCGGAGACGGAGGAGCAGCGAGCCCGCUGCGAGCAGUGGUUGGCCGAGUGGGCUUUGGAGUGAGCACAAACCCACGCCUCUGCAUUUCCAGCCCAGUGCUCCAUUUUCCUCCCAGCGGGUCCCCGCGGAGCCCAGCGCUGACUCCACACCUGCACUUUCUGUACGCCAUGGCUUCCCUCACUUCUGGGGCUGGGAGUAGGCAGAUUUUCGCAGCGAUUAGGACGGGUUUCUUUUCUAACGUACGCGUCAUCCGUCUGGCCACUGGAUGCCCCUUUCCUAAUCCUGGGCCUCAGCAGCAGAGUCAGUGUGUCACGUACCAGCUUAGAGUGACCCCAAAGCUUUACAUCCCUGUCCCGGGGCUCGGGCCUUUGCCACCAGCAUGAUGGAUGUAUCCUCAGCCCCUCAGCGUUCGGAUGCUCAAACGCAGCCCGGGAAAGGGAGGGGAGAAAAUUCCGGGUGCAGCUUCGGUAUCCGUGUCCCCCCGUUCCCAUUCCCUUCGCUCCAGCCCUGCUGCGCUCACUGGCACACGCGUUGUGUGGGCGGGGGGGGGGGGGAGAUCAGGAGGCUGAAGUGCAGCCUGGGGACACCGACAGCCCCCCCCCCACAAUUCCCAGGGCAGCCCCGGGAGUUUUGCCCGUGGGUCUGGGCUGUGACGGGCGCAGGAGGGGUCCCUGCUUGCCCCCGAGGAUGUGCUGCCCACCCGUCCCUGCCCACGCGCUUUCCUUCCUGCCUCAGCCCACGUCGUGUGGUUUUUUGUUUUUUGUCUUUUUUAAAAAAGGUCUUUCGAAAGCGAGUGAGUUGAUACAGACGGAUUUUAAACUUUUUUCAAAUUUCUACGAGAAGAAUCUAGUCUUUUAGCAGUUCUGAAAUGCGGGUGGUCUCGGAAAUGAGUGUAUUUUUAGUACUCCUGUGGUCAGAUAGCAGCCCAAAGCUUUUUAAAUAGAUCUUAUUAUUCCUUCUA
Messenger RNA from Tyto alba (common barn owl), 2294 nucleotides. It is a transcript of the gene RPUSD1, whose product is annotated as RNA pseudouridine synthase domain containing 1. The record is from RefSeq and is a predicted model, not a curated record. Gene Ontology annotation, biological process: pseudouridine synthesis. The coding region runs from base 485 to 1396 and encodes 303 amino acids. Gene Ontology annotation, molecular function: RNA binding; pseudouridine synthase activity. The transcript has 6 exons. Lineage: Eukaryota; Metazoa; Chordata; Aves; Strigiformes; Tytonidae.